Messenger RNA from Racocetra persica, 228 nucleotides. The record is from the annotation of a GenBank genome assembly. NCBI's taxonomy places the organism in Eukaryota, Fungi, Glomeromycota, Glomeromycetes, Diversisporales, Gigasporaceae.
AUGGAUACACCUUCUUUAGUAUCAGUUUCUACUUCCAAAAAGGAAAAGCAAAGUUUAAAGCCCCUGUCACAAGAUGAACAAUCCUGCUUAGAAAAAAUUAUUAAAAAAAUUAUUGAGGAGGUGCUUAAUGAAAAGAACCUACCUGCCUCAAUGGAUUCAGAAAAUGAAGGGGUCCUAGACGAACUAGAUAAUUUACUUGGACUGAUGAGAUGGAUUGUACUUUCCUAA